This is a messenger RNA of Vespa velutina, 1815 nucleotides long. Its product is annotated as pupal cuticle protein 20-like. The transcript has 6 exons. The coding region runs from base 615 to 1304 and encodes 229 amino acids. Lineage: Eukaryota; Metazoa; Arthropoda; Insecta; Hymenoptera; Vespidae. Gene Ontology annotation, molecular function: structural constituent of chitin-based larval cuticle. Gene Ontology annotation, cellular component: chitin-based extracellular matrix. The record is from RefSeq and is a predicted model, not a curated record.
UGCCAGUUUGCUGAGUUUCUCGGAAGAGGAAAUAGAAGGAGAACGAUUAGUAAAGAAGAAGUUUAAGAGAAGGAGAUGAGAGAAUAGAAUCUCUUUAACGUUGUGAUUCUUAGAAUAAGAAAUGUAGAGAAAGAGAGGGAGAGAGAGAGAAAGAGAGAGAGAGAGAGAGAGAGAGAAAGAGAGAGAGAGAGAGAGAGAGAGAGAACGUAUAAUCUUUCGAUGGUGACCAAAGAACUCGAUGGCCACGUCAGAGAACGAAAGAACGAACGAACGACGAAUUAACAUGCGAGUUGUGAAGGCCAAUGACAUCGAGUGACACCAUCGUUCCAGCGACCUCAACAUUUUCUUCCCCUCCAUCCGAUAUUCUCUUGCUUAAGAUUCAUAUCGUUUGCCAUAGUCAUAAGCCCUCCUCUUCGAUCUGGUGGGAGGAAGACGAUCCAUCCUUGGUGGAGUAUAUAAGAACGCUUGAUUCGACCUGAAUCUGUACAGAGCAAUUAUCGCCAUCGUUUCGCGAUACAUCAUCUCUCGUCAUCUAGUGUUCGAAAACGUUGCUCCUGCAGGACUCAACUUCGCGAGGAACCUAAGGGAUUAACAAGGAUCCAGCUGGCAGCGACAUGAGACCGCAGCUCGUCGUGACGUUGCUUGCCUUAGCAAGUGUGUGUUACGCAGCACGUUUGGAGAACACGUAUCUUCCGCCCGGUAGCGCAGGAACUGCAGGUGGAGCAGGAUUUAUCAAGGCGCCAAACAGGGGCGGUGGUAGUCCUGGUAGUCCUGGUAGACCAGGUAGUUUUACUGGCAGAGGUGAUGGUAGUUACCAACUUGGAAGUAGUAGUGGAGUUAGACCAGGUGAUGGAGUCAGACCAGGAGGUGGAGCAGAUAUACCGAUCAUUUCGUUCAAUAACGAAAACAGCGGAGAUGGCAAUUAUCAGUUCAGUUAUGAAACAGGAAAUGGUAUUAGUGCGCAGGAAACGGGUCAGUUGCAAGGAGAAUCUGAAGCAGUAAGUGGCUCGUUUUCUUACACUGGGCCUGAUGGUGUCCAAUAUUCGAUCACUUACACUGCCGACGAAGAAGGCUUCCAUCCACAGGGUGCCCAUCUUCCAACACCUCCUCCUAUUCCACCGGAAAUUCAGCGAGGUGUUGAACUUUCACUUGCAGCUGAAGCAAGAGGAGAAAAUCAGGAUGGUGGUGGCUACGGUGAUGGAAAUCAUGGAGGAAGAGGAGGUGGUAAUCGUGGUGGUUCUUAUCAAGGUCCGAAUUCUUAUCAAACAAGCUCAGGUGUUGGUACUGGUGGGUAUCAAUACUGAACAUCACGUUCGUAAAAAUACGACGAUAACGACGAAAUGAUGUCCGCUAAUAUACUCGUUUUAUUGCAACGAUUGCAUUCUUAAGCGGAUCUAUGUAUAUAAAAUUUAUCGUUCAUGGUAGUAGACAUACAAUCCUUAAUUUUUUUUUCUAUUUUUUUUAUUUAUACAGAAUCUCUAUUUUUCUAUAACAUUCUUAGUAUUAUACAAUUGCUUUGUUCGAAAACCAUAGUGAAUCAGAUACACUAUAUAAUUUGCAUUUCUUUAUUUUUUUUUACGAAUUCGUGAACUUUACUAUAAUAAUCGUAAACUGUUUUAUAAAGAUACACACACACACACAUACACACACACAUAUCUUAAUGUUAUAAUUUCUGGAAUCAUUACAGCUACAUCUAUAUUAUUGAUAAAUCAUUACUGUAAAACACUAUAUCAUACUGGUAUAUAUCAUUCUGGUAUAUAAGAUUUUUGAUCAAAUGUUAAUGAAUCUUUGUUUAAGAUUAAACAAAUAUAUAUA